AUAUAUAAAUAAAAUAAAUAAAUAAUGCAAUAAUAGGAUAGUUUAUUCUUUUAAAGUUAACUCUAUGUAGCUGAAUUGUGUGAGCCUAUAAAUUUGAUAGAAUUCGUAACAGUUGAUGUAUAAAAAAAUAAAGAAAAGCAAUAAAAAAUAUCAUCAGGUCUUUAAGUUUCUGAUCAAAAAUAAAAAAUGAAAACCUAAAAUGAAAAGAGUAUUAAUCUGUUGAAAUAAUCUAGUUAGUCAAUCCAUCCAAAUCUAAUGUCACUCAUAAAGAAUAAAUUAAAAAUCAUAAAUAAGAUUCUUCUUCUAAAGGGAAAAAUUGGAUUAUUAAGAAAUUAAAUGAAGAAAAUUAAUCUAAAGAAGUAAUAACUUGUUUACCUAAUUUACCUAAACCUUUAUAAAACUAAGGAAAGUUAUUUUCAAAUACAGCCUCAAAAUAGAUUAAAUAAAGACUCAAUAAAUUUAUUCUUGAUUAGAAUAAGAAUCAAUCAAUAAUUAACAAUGAUAUUUUAUCAGGAUAGAAUUCUUCUUUACCUCAUUUAAGUAAUAAUGUUCUAGAAAUUAUAAAAGUUAGAUUAAAAUCAGACUCUCCAAAAUAAAUGCCCAUUUAUGAUGUUAAUUUUUUUUAGAACUUUUAAUAAUUUUUUUCUUGA
Paramecium sonneborni is the source of this 650-nucleotide messenger RNA. The record is from the annotation of a GenBank genome assembly. NCBI's taxonomy places the organism in Eukaryota, Ciliophora, Oligohymenophorea, Peniculida, Parameciidae.